AGACGGGUGGUUACACACAAAAAAAAAUAACGUUGCGGUUUUAGUCCGACCCACUCAUUCACACACCUGCGAAGAAUUUGUCAAGCGCUCACCCACCGCGACGACCCCGUUUCGUCAUCGUUAAAUCUUAAACUGCGGUGAUUUUAUGUGAUUUUGGCGGUAAUUUACAGUUUGUUUUAUGGCGUGAUAUAAAAUGCGUUGUUCGGAUUGGGGGCGUGUCUCCAAGCGCGAGCUGUAGGACACAUUUCUUUUCCAUCUGUUAUUCUGUAACACUUUUAACAAGGAUAUUUUGACUACAUAAUAUAGUAGUCAGACAGAUGCACCUAAACGCCUGUCUCUGAGUAACGUAGUAAGUAGAUUAGAUCGCAGUCACAACAUGUAGAUAAAAUUACAUGCGCGAUAUUUUCUCUCUCUGUGAGGGUUUUCAGCAGUAGCAGUGCGCUUUCGGUUCCCCUUUCUGUUAAAGCUGAACGGGCCCGUCUCGUCUCAUAAUAUCCUGAAACAUGGAGCACACCGGCUGCGUCAACAUCUGCAGUCUCACCAGCACCUUACCGGUGAUCCCGUAUCGGAAACUAACGGACCUGCACUACAUCAGUAAAGGAGGCUUUGGGACCGUGUUCAGGGCGCAGCACAGUGACUGGCGCACCACAGUGGCGAUCAAGUGCUUGAAACUGGAUUCACCGGUUGGUGAGAGGGAAAGGAAUUGUUUAUUGAAGGAAGCUGAGGUGCUUCACAAAGCUCGAUUUAACCACAUCAUCCAGAUCUUUGGGGUGUGUAACGAGCCUGAAUUCUUCUGCAUUGUGACUGAGUACAUGACCAACGGAUCACUGGAUGAGCUCCUACAUGAGAAAGAUAUGUACCCAGUGGUGGCCUGGCCCUUGAGGCUGCGUAUUCUUUAUGAGAUUGCUUUAGGAGUCAACUUCCUCCACAAUAUGACACCACCCCUUCUACACCAUGAUCUUAAAACUCAGAACAUCCUGAUGGAUGGGGAGUACCAUGUUAAGAUAGCUGAUUUUGGCUUAUCUAAAUGGCGCCAGCUCUCUAUCACUAAAGGGUCCGGCUCUAAACCUGCCGAAAUGGGAGGCACAGUCAUCUAUAUGCCACCUGAGGAGUAUGAACCUUCCAAGAACCGCAGAGCUGAUGUCAAAUAUGACAUGUACAGUUAUGCCAUUAUCAUGUGGGAAGUGCUUUCAAGACGGAUACCAUUUGAAGAGGCCACCAAUCCCAUGCAGAUCAUGUUCAGCGUUCUCCGAGGAUCUCGACCCGACACGGGCCUGGAGAGUCUGCCUGCAGACAUCCCCAGUCGAGAGACCCUCAUUAACCUCAUGACCUGCGGCUGGACCGCCAACCCAGAUGAACGGCCCUCCUUUCUCAAUUGUCUCAUUGAACUGGAGCCCAUGUUGAGAAGAUUUGAUGAGAUUGAUUUCUUGGAAGCAGUUUUGGAAGUCAAACGAAGUAAGUACAUGAGACCAUCAAGCUGCUGCUCAUCGACUCAAACAAACGGGAAAAGAAUUGAGGAAAAGACUGUGAAGGAGCAAAAUGUUCCUUGGCCAGACAACAGUUCCACAUCUGGAUCAGGAUCCUGCUCUUCCCAGGAAGCAGAAAUGUCCCAUCCGGGCUUCCUUACUAUAUCAAAUCCAUCUCAAGGUGUGUCAGGUGCUCAGGCUGGUCCACAGACAUCAAUAAUGUCCCUUCCACUUGAUCCUCCAAAGCCUCUUGUGGACCACUGCUCUCGGAACAACCUCAGCCCUGAAUACCAGACGGCGCAGGUUGUGUCCGACCUCAACAUACCUAUCAAACCCCAUGUGCCCCAGAGCGAAAGUGACCUGGCUCUUGCCAUACAACCCCUCACGCUGCAGGCACACCCACAAGAUUAUGUCACAGCACUGGACACUCAAGGUCCAGCGGCUCGCUGGAUUGCUGCCCGAAGGGAGGAAAUCGUGCGACAGAUGACGGAGGCGUGUCUCAAUCAGAGUUUAGAUGCUCUCUUGUCCCGUGAGCUGCUGAUGCGUGAGGAUUACGAACUGGUCGUGAACCAGCCCACACGUACUGCCAAAGUGCGAAAGCUUCUGGACACUUGCGAGCGGCAUAGCGAGGACUUCUGCCGCGUGGUGGUGCGAAAGCUCCAGGACAACAAACAGAUGGGCCUGCACCCCUUCCCCGACCUUAGCACCACCAGCCCUCCACCGCCACCUUAUACCGCCCCCAGCGCCCCGUUCCUCUCCAACUCCUUCAACAACACACGAAACUUCUGACCUUCUCCCAAUCACUGCUCUUGAACUGGAGCUCUGUGAGUCCUUCUGUCAGUUAAGGAUGGGUUCCUGAUCACAUGCUCUUACAUUUGUUUGUGCUGCUUGGCUGAUACUUUGUAUGCCUGGACAAGUACUUUUUCCCUUGUGGUUAAGGUGUUGGUGCCUAUGACACACUUUGUGUGGUAUCAACUUGAACGGUUGCUUUACACGCAUUGACCGACUUGGGUCAAACAACCACUUGGCUUGUUUCGACUUCUGAACUAUAGUGGUUGUUGGCGUAAUGCGUAAAUAAAGGGGACGCAAAUUUAAGCAGUACAGUGGUUUAACAUUGUCACGUUUAAACCUUUAUUCCAGCCAUUAAACGAAUCUGGUUGCUGCUACUCGGAAAAGCAGUGGAACACCUAAGCAAUCGAUCCUUUCUUGUCAUUUGCACUUUCCAUGCCAGCAAAUUUAGUAAAAUAGAAGACUUGAGGUAAAAAAAAACAAAAAAAAACAACAACAACAACACACACACCCUCCUGUCAUGCCAAGUAACGUCUAUAUCACUGCACAGUUACAUGUCUAGACUUGAUGAAAACUCAUGUGAAUCAGCAGUUUCGUUCUUCCUUUUUGUAAACCAGUCCUUUUUUCCCACACUUGCACUCAGAGUGAGGUCUGUUGAUUGUUUCGCUUUGUGUUAAAUGCUGUGUCAGGGUUGGUGGACAUUUUGCACUUGUAGACCUUAGUCAGGGCAGACGCGGUUAAAGGGAUAGUUCACCCAGAAAUGAAAAUUCUGUCAUUAAUUACUCACCCUCAUGUCGUUCCAAACUGGUGAGACCUUCGUUCAUCUUCAAAAGACAGAUUGAGAUAUCUUUGAUGAAAUCCAAAAGCUUUAUAACCUUGCACAGGCAGAAACACAACUGACACUUUCAAGGCCCAGAAAGGUAGUGAGGACAUCAAUUAAAAUAGUCCAUUUGACAUAACUGGUUCAACCAGUUGUUGAAUAAAUCGUUAUUUUUGUGCAAAAAAAGUGUUCUUGUAGCUUCAUAACAGUACAGUUGAACCACUGAUGUCACGUGGACUAUUUUAACAGUGUUCUUACUACCUUUCUGGGUCUUGAAUGUGUUGCGUUGCUGUCUAUGCAGGGUCAGAAAACUCUUGGAUUUCAUCAAAAAUGUCUUCAUUUGUGUUCCGAAGAUGAAUAAAGAUCUUAUGGGUUUGAAACGACAUGAGGGUGAGUAAUUAAUGACAGAAUUUUCAUUUUUGGGUAAACUAUCCCUUUAAGGCUUUGAGUUGAACGUUACAAUGUGUACAAUGGAUUCUACAAUAGACAAAGUCAACAAAUACCUUGUUUUUCGUUUGCAUCACUGGAAGUUCAAAAUAAAGUCUGUUGGCCAUGAAGGGAUAGUUCACCUAAAAAAAGAGAUAUUGUCCUUAUGUUGUUUCAAACCUAUAUGACUUUCUUUCUUUUGAAGAAUGUUUUCGUCAGUGGGGUCCAGUGUUGGGUUUUUUGGACCCCAUUGACUUUUAUUGCACAAAAACGUUCUUAAGAACGAAACUCAUACAGGUUUUGAACGACAUGAGGGUGAGUAAAUGACCACUCUAUUUUCUGGGUUUUUAAUUUUCAUCCUUUUUAAACUAUUCCGAGUGCCAAAAAGCUUUGACAUGUUUGGAUUUUUGUAGUCUCUUUUGUAGAAUUGAUUGUUGUUCUUGCCCAGCUGCCAUUGACGGACUGAACAAACCGAGCUCUUUCUUUCCUUGGUGACUACUGUAGCAUCCUGUUCGUAAGCAAUAUUAGACAGCACAUUCGAUCACGAAGCCGAGUCAGUCCAGGCUGAAUAGGGCAGUACACUGGAGUAGGCCAACUUUACACACAAGCUUUUCUUCUGUUAUGUUUUGCUGUUCUCAAACGGCAUGUCAGUCAAGAGCAUUAACUUCGUAAUAAACAAGAUAAUCAGUAACCUUCUUAUUGAGUUGUUCACACUUCAGCUUUGAUGAGUGUCUUGGAUAAGUCCUUUUUUAGUAAGUAUUGUGCCAUCUGCAGUAUGUAGCCUAGUUUUCACUGGUUAUCAUUGACUCCAGAUGUAGCAGCAGACAGAGAACAGUUUACAGCACUUUUAAUACAUAAAACAGACUCUAGCAUGAGGCAACUGUAUUAAAUAUACUGAUGUUUACAUCACAUCUGGAUAGAUUUUAAGAAAUGCUACUGGCAAGAUGCUUUAGUAUUUAGUGACUUGCUACUGUUUAUACAACCGUUGCCAGUUCAGACCAGCAGUCGUUGGAAGAUUUGAUUUCCACUGUUUAUUACGCUUGAGACGUUUGACGUUAUUUAGAAACGAAACCAAAGGGAAUGAGUUAGCACUGUAAAUAUCGGCUCUACUGAUCUUUAAGCAGAACACAAACGGAAAUUCAUGAUGCUGAAUUAAUUUUGUGCUGAUGUUUUGAUCUUUUUGCUCGACCGAUGAGCCAGUCAUGUGCUUGAUUAUAUGAAGCAUUUGAUAAGUGUUUUGCUAUUCCUGUUUUCUCUCUUUCAGUGUUUUCAGGUAUUGAAUUCCUGUGCUGGUGGGUUUUGCAUGCGUUUGCGCUGUAGACUUCCCCUCUGUGCAAACAGACAUUGUUUUAGAGGCCUUAUCGAUACAGAGGUGAUGUAUUUUCCCUAGAUUGAUUACGUUUGUCCCCUGGAAUGUCCUGACAUUGGAUGUUUUUUCAUGUUUCCUUCUCUAAAUCGGUCACGCUGUAGUUUUGGACUUAAUUUCGGUACGUGUCGGAUGAGGACCUCACUGUUGACCUUAGAAAUUGAGUCAGUGCUAAGUUGGUGUUUGAUGUUAUUGACUCAAUGUUAUUACCAUUGCAAGAAUCAGAUCUGUGUUUGUUAUUUACAUUUUUAUGAACGGAAAGAAUUUUUUUAAUUGCAGAUUCUUAUGUUGACUCUCCAGGGUUUGGGACCAUUUACAAUAUCGAGAGUAUGUAUGGCCUGUUAUCGUUUUGUAUUUAUUUAUAGAGUUUCUUAGUGAUAAUUUACAUGCAUCUUAAGUAGUUUGUAAUGGGUUGUUGUGUUUUUGUUCUUUUGUUUGUUUGUUUUUUUUCUAUAUAGUUUUUAAAAUGUUACUUGCUUUUAAGUGCUGUGCCAAUCCAGUGAUGUUAUGAGGCUGAAUGCAUCUUUAGAUUAUUCAGAGGCUGAAUAUACUUUAGCACUCAUUUCAGCAAUAUAUCAGACAAAUACUGAAUUACCUAAUGGGAUGUUUAGGUCUCUGGAUACAGAAAAUGUUGCAUUUUCAUAUCACAUUUUUAAAAAAAAAAUCACACAGGCUAGGGAUGACUACUACUGAUAAUCAAUGUUCAUUUUUUGCCUUGAAGCUCUUAGACUUAAGAUCUAAAUGGCUUGUCAUCAAAUAUAAAAUGACAAUAAUGUAUAGCAUAUGUAGCAGUGUACAAGUAGCAUACAUCUGUGCUCUGUUACUAUGUGAGGAACUUCCACAAAAAUGGUAAACUUUCAAGUGUUAUUAAAAUGUGUAGAAUUUCCUGAA
Labeo rohita (rohu) is the source of this 5758-nucleotide messenger RNA. It is a transcript of the gene ripk2, whose product is annotated as receptor-interacting serine-threonine kinase 2. NCBI's taxonomy places the organism in Eukaryota, Metazoa, Chordata, Actinopteri, Cypriniformes, Cyprinidae. Gene Ontology annotation, molecular function: ATP binding; JUN kinase kinase kinase activity. The transcript is spliced from 11 exons. The record is from RefSeq and is a predicted model, not a curated record. Gene Ontology annotation, biological process: protein phosphorylation; positive regulation of apoptotic process; positive regulation of canonical NF-kappaB signal transduction. The coding region runs from base 504 to 2255 and encodes 583 amino acids. Gene Ontology annotation, cellular component: cytoplasm.